CCAUUGGGUUUUUUUCCCGAAAGUCUAAAUGGCCCCACUUCAAGCCGGUUAAUAAGUUUAGUAGUAUUUUGUUUUAAGCGGCUUAAUAUGGGUGAUUGGGCUAAAAAAGCAGAAGACCAGGAAGUCUCUAAGCUGGUCGACCAGCUCAACAUUGAGUCGGGUAGUCCUUAUAGUCAGAACAACAAAUCGUCAGAUAGUAAUUUACCAGAUCCAAACAGUGGCGAGGAUGGCGAACCAGACGUCGCUGAUCCGGCUGAAACAAGUCUACUAAUAAAGAUUUUGGGAAAGGGUCUGGUAAACACUAAGCUAUCGCUUGACAUACAACAAAAAAAUCCGAAUUCACCAUUGCAUUCUAUCAAAACUUUUGAGGCCCUUCAUCUCAAAGCUUCCCUUUUAAAAGGAAUUUAUGCAAUGGGAUUUAAUACUCCAUCGAAAAUUCAAGAAACAGCCUUGCCAACUCUUCUUGCGGAUCCACCACAAAAUAUGAUUGCGCAGAGUCAGUCUGGAACAGGCAAAACAGCUGCAUUUGUCUUGGCUAUGCUUAGCCGAGUAAACAUUGGUUUAAAUCAUCCUCAGGUUCUUUGCUUAUCCCCUACAUACGAGUUGGCAAUUCAAACUGGUGAAGUAGCUGCACGUAUGGGGCAGUUCUGUCCGGACAUAAAGCUGAGAUUUGCCGUCCGAGGUGAGGAAGUUGAUCGCAGUAAGAAAAUUGAAGAACACAUUCUCAUUGGGACGCCGGGAAAACUUCUAGACUGGGGCUUAAAAUUUCGUCUUUUCGAUAUGAAAAAAAUUACCGUUUUUGUAUUAGAUGAAGCAGAUGUUAUGAUAGCCACCCAAGGUCAUCAUGAUCAAUGUAUUCGAAUACACAAAAUGUUGAGGCCUGAGUGCCAAAUGUUAUUUUUCUCUGCAACUUAUGAUAAAGAAGUUAUGGACUUUGCUCGACUAAUUGUUGCAGAUCCUACUAUAAUAAGGUUAAUGAGAGAGGAAGAAUCCCUGGAUAAUAUAAAACAAUAUUAUGUCAAAUGCAAAAAUGAGGAUAACAAAUAUAAUGCAAUUCAAAAUAUCUACGGAUGCAUAAGCAUUGGGCAAGCCAUUAUAUUUUGCCAUACACGUAGAACUGCUGCUUGGCUUGCAGCGAAAAUGACAUCGGACGGUCAUUCUGUUGCUGUGCUUUCUGGUGAUCUGACUGUUGAACAGAGACUUGCUGUCUUAGACCGGUUCCGUUCUGGACUUGAAAAAGUAUUAAUAACAACAAAUGUUUUAUCAAGAGGCAUUGACAUUGAGCAAGUUACAAUUGUCGUCAAUUUUGAUUUGCCGGUUGACGUUAGAGGCAACGCUGACUGUGAAACUUACCUACAUCGAAUUGGCCGCACCGGAAGGUUUGGAAAGUCUGGAAUUGCUAUCAAUCUUAUAACGGAUGAGAAAUCUAUGAAGGUGUGCACGGAUAUCGAAAAACACUUUAAAAAGAAAAUAGAAAUAUUGAAUACGGAUAGUGCCGAUGACAUUGAAAAAAUUGGCACAUAGUCUUAUUGUUAUAAUCAAAAUAAAAAUGCAUUUCAAUA
Messenger RNA from Drosophila suzukii, 1562 nucleotides. Lineage: Eukaryota; Metazoa; Arthropoda; Insecta; Diptera; Drosophilidae. The record is from RefSeq and is a predicted model, not a curated record.